UUGUUGACAGUUCUGACAUGACAUUCAAAUACGAGUACUGUGUUGUUGAGAUGCGAUUAUAAUCGUUCUUGUAGAAAUAUGAAAAAAAUAGUGGUGUCAAAUAAUAAUUCUUGUGAUAAAUGUUUAAUUAAUAAUCUUGCUUGAGUGUAGGCUUAAAUCCAUUUUCAGCUUUGGACAGAGUGUUAUCUGUUUCUACUUUCUAAUUAGAAAUUUUGUGAUAAAUUCUUCAUUUAUUUGUAUGAUUUUUUUUAAAUAUAUCCUAUGGAACUGUAGAUGCAAAAACUUAAAAUGAGUGAUGAUCCUCCUAUAUUGCCUGUUGGAACAGCAGUUAGUGCAAAAUAUAAAGGGGCCUUCUGUGAGGCCAAAGUAAGCAGAGUGUUUCCUCAAUUAAGAUACAGGGUUUCUUUUAAAGAACCUCAUUCAGGAACUGAAACAUUAAAAGAAGAGCAUAUUAAAGCGACUGGGCCCAUUAGAACUGGUAGAAUUGUGCUGGCAUGGCAUCCAGCUCAGAAAACAUUCUUAGAAGCACAAGUUACUAGAAUACAAGAUCAAAGUCAAUAUACUGUUGUAUUUGAUGAUGGAGAUAUAACAACAUUAAGAAGAAACUAUUUAUGUUUGAAAAGUGGAAGGCAUUUUAAUGAAAGUGAAACAUUAGAUCAAUUACCACUGACACAUCCAGAGCAUUUUAGCAAUCCUGUCAUAGGAGGUAGAAGCAGAAGACGAAAUAGAAAUAGGGGUGACGAUAGUGAAGGAGAACAUGAAGAAGCUGACCCUGAAAUGGAAGGUUAUCAUAGUGAAGUUGGCAGGGUUGUUUGGGGGGAAAAUCUUGAGAAGAAGAGAAAUAAAGACUGGCCACCUGGGCUUAUUAUGUUGCCAAAAAAUACCAAAAUUCUCAACACUAAGGAAGAAUUUUUGAUCAGGUCAUUCAAAGAUGACCGAUUCUAUAAUGUUCCAAAGAAAGAUGUAAUUGCAUUCAAUAAAGAAGUGGGAGAGAAAUUGGAGAAAAAUAAUACUCCUUUUUCCAUAGGAGUUCAAAAAGCCCUUAGAUAUUUGAAUACUGGUGAACUUCCGGCAAAUUGGGAGAAACAUUUUCAUUCAGAUCGUAUGGAAACAGAUGCCGAGAUGAAUUUCUCUGAUACCUCAGAUGAUGAACCUUGUGAGGAGAAAGACAGAUUUGUAGCUCAGCUCUUUAAGUUUCUAGAUGAAGCUGGUACUCCUCUGAAUAAAACCCCAACCAUUGCUGGUGAAGAUGUGGAUUUAUAUCGACUUUUCAGCGUAGUUACUAAAUUAGGUGGUUAUAAUAAAGUCAACAAUCAUAACAAGUGGAAAUUCAUCCUAGGAAAAUUAAAAUAUGGUAACAGUCAAUCGAUCACUAAUCAAGUGAAGGCAGUUUAUAAGAAGUGUUUAUUGAGUUUUGAAACAUUCUACAAGACUUUAGGUGUGACCAUGUUGACUCAUACAAAAUCAAGCAGAAAGAAUAAAGGUCGAUCUCUAAUUAGGGACAAAGACAGGGCAACACCAAUAAAUAGUCCAAAACCUGAGAAGGAAGAUGAAAUAAUACAAGAACGCAAGGAGGAAGAAAUGCCACCUCAAGAAGAUAAAUCGAAGAUACGACCUACCGAAAUCAAGGAUGAUAAGAAAAAAAAAGAGGUCCAAGAUGCAAGUGAAAGCAGUAGUGACAAUGAUCAGAAUGAACCUAGCACAAGCAAAGAUUCGGGCCGACCAAAACGGUUCACAAAAGUUAAAUCUUGGUCCAAAGAGAAGAAAAUUCCGAAAGUUGCAACUGUUGAAAAGAUCAAACCUACAACAGAAAAAGUAGAAGAGCCGAUUAAGAAAGACGAAGAAAAGGACAAGGGCCAACAAACCAGAUCCAAGACUCUUCCAAAAAUUACUACACCUACACCUGAGAAGAAAGUGGAACCAAAAACUCCAACUAAAGAACUAAAAGAAAAAGAAAAUAAAGAUUCAAAAGAUAAGAGUACUGUUGUUAAAGCAGUGAAGAAAGUAGAAGAGGAAAAGGAUAAAACUAAGCGUUUUCGAAAGCGAUCACAAAUGGAUUCAGAAAAUCCUGUUGAUAGUUCAGGAUCUUUCAGCAUAAACAAAGGAGACAAACUGAAAGUUUAUUAUGGCCCUUCUAUUGAAUCUAAGGUAACAUAUGAAGCGAAGGUUUUGGAUAUUGUAAAAGAUGGUCCUGAACCUUUUAUUCGAGUUCAUUAUACAGGAUGGAAUAAUAGAUAUGAUGAAUGGAUUAGGAUGGCAAGAAUAGCAGAAAAUUUGAGUGCUACCACUAAAGCUAAAAAAAUAAAACAUAAUAUCAGUGGUAGUAGUAGUCCUGUAACGAGCAAAAGCCCUUCUAUAAGUGCUUCUAAAAUUAUAAAAAGAAAGAGAGGUCCUUCAGAUAGCAGGAGACCUUCUACUAAUGAAACUCCUAGAUCAACUACACCUUUGAGUUCGACCUCAAAUUCCAGCAGACCUAAAACUCCAGCUACUCCUGCUACUAGAUCUUCAACAAGAAGUAUCAGUAAACAAAAGAGAACCAGAAGAACUUCAGUUCAAACAGACACAUCUGUUCAUACCGAUACAGAAUCACCAGCCACUGAAAGCGAAGUAGAAGAACUAACUAGAACUAGAAGUGGUGGAAAAAGUGAUGAAUCAGAAAUCAAAGUAUAUAAAAAGAAAAUUCAGCGUAUCCCUACUAUGCACAAAAUGAGAGUGAAGCCAAGAGAAGAUGAUGAUGAUACAGAGAAAGAAGAAGAUCAAAUUGUGAAAGAAAGAGUUAUGAAACGAACCAGAAAAGUGAAAAGAACACCUGAUAAGUCCAAUGAUGAGAGUGAUGAAGAAAGUGGUAAUCCUCCUAAAGGUCGAGAUUUUGACCUCAACCAAAUCAGAUCUGAACUGAAAGGGUUCGCUAAAGCUCUACCUUUGAAUUCAGUAGAUAGUGCAGAUAAGGACAGCUCUUCUGAUGACUCGGCAAAACCUAUGGACAUUGAUGUUCAUGUUACUGCGGAAGAAGAAGAGGAGGAAGAAGAAGAAAAGGAAUUAGUAAAAGUUGAAGAGAAAGAUAUUAAACCAUUGGAGAAGUCUUCCAGUUGUGAAGAUAUCUAUGAAUUCAAAGAACCAGAGCCAUUUGAGUUCGAAUCUAGAUCUAGUUUAGGGGAAGAUAAGAGUAAGAAGAGACUGAGUCGAUUUUAUGAUGAUUUGGAUAAAUCACCUUCCAAAGUUGUAACUCCAAAAUUCCCAAAAUUGGACUCAAAUUUGGAGCCUGAUAAGAAAACUCUCAGGUCACCUGUUAAAAUCAUGAAUUUUGAAGAAGAAAAUUCCAUCAGGGAUGUUACACCAAAAAAAGAGACUGCAGAUCUAUUUGAUAAAUUAGUGGAAUCACCCAGCUUCAAUAUGGGCAAAACAGCAGAAAAAUCAGCUGAUUCACCUCCAAAACUGGAAGUUGAAGAAAUGACAGAAUUAUUCAGAGAACCACCUGAAAUAAUAGAUGAUUGUAGUGGGGAUAUGGAAUUGUCUGAUACCGAAUCUCAAACUCAGCCAAUUUUCACCGUUCAAAGUGAGGAAGUUUUCUCUGACGCUUUCACCAAGUCUUCAUCUGAACAGAAUACUUUAGACUUGGAGUUUUCUAAAUCUGAGGAUAGAAAUGUAGAUGAGGACAUACAGGCUUCUAUUCAAAGAGUUAUUGAACAAACAUCUACUGACGAUGACACACAAGACGCUUUGUUACAGGUUGGUUUACCAGUUACAAGUUAUCAAGUUAUAAAACAAGAGCAGGUGAUUUCUCCACUGGUAUUAUCAGAAGUUGUGACUGUUUGUGAAAAAUCAAUUAUUGUUGAGAAGUCAAAUGAUGUUGAGGAAAAGUCAGCAUUUAGCAUGUUGAAGCAAUUACCACCAGUUGUGCAUCAUGUUGAUAAAGAGAAUCCUAUUAUUUUGGAAGCAGGAGAUAGCCAAACAGCCGAUAUUUGUCACAAUUCUAUGCAGGAUGAAGAUGAAUUUGAAUCGAAAUCAGUUGAUAAGUCCACACUAUCAAAUAUUGAAGAUUUCAAAGAAGUAGAAAUGGUAAUAAUUGAAGACAAAACAAAAGAAGAAAUUAAAAUUGAGGAAAUCAAUGAUGAGGAAGUGGUAUUGAAAGAAGUUCAUGAAGAAAUUAGUGAGAGCUGUAGUAUCGAACCAGAUGAGAUGGUGAUAAUCGAAAAUGAACAGGAAACUAUAGAAUUAAAAGUCGAUGUUGAAGAAACAGAAACUGUAAAUGUGGUCCAAAAUCCAAUUUUGACUCCACCCAGAGAAGAAUUAUCAUCAGAACCAAAGAAACGGAGGAAAGUCAUCAGUCGCCCAUUUAUUGAAUCCGAUAGUGAUUCUACUGAUUCCGAUAACCUCAUAAUAGCUAGAUCUGAUGAUGAAUCUCAAUCAAACUCCACUUUAGAUAAGGAAAUGAAGGAGAAUUGGGACAGCAAUAUGUCCGUUACUGAAAUGCCUACCAAUAUGACAGAUGAGUCACAGAUAGAAGAGGAAAGAAAUUUCAAAUUUGAAGAAUUUCCUCAAAAAGAAGAAAAACAAGAAAAGCAGAAUGAUGAAACGGAAACCAAAAUCGCUUCUGAUCCAAUUAACAUAGAAGAUGAGGAUAAGGCAGAUGAACAAGAUUCACACCUACACUCUAUGUUAUUAUGUGAAGAGACAAUUCCUAGGAGUCCUGCUCCUCCGGCUGAGACAAGUGUUGAGGAGCCAGUUCGGCGUAGUAAGUCUGCUUUAGAAAUGCCAUUUGCCAGUGUGCCAGGAAGCAGUAAUAACAAGAGCAUGCUCCUUAAUCCAAAUCCUGUCAAAUUACUUCAACAACCAUCUUUGAUAAUGCAAAGUGAAACAGAAAAUGCCAGAAAUAGUUCGCCAACAUUGAUCAACUCUCCACUUAGUUCACCGGAAAGUACUCUCAGCAAUUUGUCCCCUAGAGGAAAUAAUGGUGGAUUAUCUCCUUAUUCUCAUAAUAAUGACAAUACAAACAGCAGAAAUGAUUAUCAAGAGAAGAGAACAAAUUCGAACAAAGUUUCAUCCUACAGCGAUGAAGAUAGUCAAUUGGUAUGCGAAUCGUCAUCACAGAAGACAAAUAGCAAGGAUGAUAGACCAUCUACCUCUACAGGAAGAAAAAAUAAAAGGGCUUUUCAAUCAAACACUCAACCAAUUUCGGUCAAACGAAACAGAAGAACAACAAAUAGGUCAGGACAUAACAGUGAGAGCGAAGAAGAUACCUCAGACCAUUCUCCUGCAAGUAGAGUGAUAUAUAAAACGGAAAAGCGGUCAGAAAGACCCUUAAAAUAUGAUUUCCGAGCAAAUCUAGAUGGUGUUGUUGAUAGAAAUGAAAGGAUCAAUAUCAUAUUACAAAAAAUGUCAGCUUUAAGAAAAACAUAUUUAGAUGUCAAGGCAGAAUUAGCUGAUUUAGAUAGAAGGAGAAAGAAAUUUAAGCGAAGGCAACGAGAAGGUAGGGACAGAAAACGGAAAGAAAGAAGAGAUAAGCAUGACUCUCCUCCUCUCUGAUCCCUUCAAGCUUUUAUCACUUGCUUUCAAGACCAUGAGACAAACAGUAUCUUGUAUAUGAAAUGGAAUAUACACGAAUAAUGAAAUAGAAGAACCAUGAGGCGUCAAAUUUUUUUAUAGUUAAUUUUGCGAUUUUAAGAUGUUCAUAUAUAUACUGAAUUCUGAAAUGUCUGUCAAGUUUCCUUCUUUCCAGAAGGUUUAAAUUGUUAUAUUUUACUCUGAAGAAGUCACUGCUGUAAAUAAGAACUGUUUAUUUAGAUUUUUGUAUAUAAAAUGGACUUAAAGUAUUUGUUAUUGAUAAUUUAGUUAUUUAUUCAAAUUUUUGCAAUAUUUUAUUCUGAAUUGUCUAAAUGUCUUAUUAUAUUUAGAUGACAGUAAUUUUUUAGAAAUUUUAUAGUGAAUGAUUUUUGUGAUCAUUGUUUACUAUUAAAAUGGAAUGGAGUAACAUGUACAAGUUUAAUCUUCCCAAAUAUAAUUUUCAUUAUGUCA
Molecule: messenger RNA, 6015 nt
Organism: Harmonia axyridis
Lineage: Eukaryota; Metazoa; Arthropoda; Insecta; Coleoptera; Coccinellidae
Product: AT-rich interactive domain-containing protein 4B-like
Exons: 21
Coding region: 274-5526 (1750 amino acids)
Biological process (GO): regulation of transcription by RNA polymerase II
Cellular component (GO): nucleus
Molecular function (GO): transcription cis-regulatory region binding
Source: RefSeq, a predicted model, not a curated record